Molecule: messenger RNA, 2028 nt
Organism: Vitis riparia (riverbank grape)
Lineage: Eukaryota; Viridiplantae; Streptophyta; Magnoliopsida; Vitales; Vitaceae
Product: putative pentatricopeptide repeat-containing protein At3g05240
Biological process (GO): RNA modification
Cellular component (GO): intracellular membrane-bounded organelle
Molecular function (GO): RNA binding; protein binding
Source: RefSeq, a predicted model, not a curated record
AUUAAGACAUUCCAAACUAGAUAUGUGCUGAUGAGUUUGAAUUUUCCUAGGAAAGUUGCAGAAAUUUAAAUAUAUCUAAUGAUGCCAUAUGUUUUUUUGCAGUUCUUAAAGAUACCCUUUACAAAUCCCAUGAGUCUGCUGCUUCUGAACAGCAAAAAAGCUCAUGAAGAAACACUACAACUCCAUCCUCUCUUUGUUGGAAAAAUGCAAAACCAUGGCUGAGUUGAAACGAUUGCAUGGAUUAAUGAUCACUACAUCAGUAAUCCAAUAUGUAAUCCCACUGAGCAGGCUUGUUGAUUUUUGUGCAUAUUCGGAUUCCGGAAACCUCAACUAUGCAAAGUCAGUUUUCAACCAAAUUGAUCGGCCUAGUCUGUACAUUUGGAAUUCCAUGAUCAAGGGUUACUCCAUUAGUGAAAGCCCAGAUGAGGCUUUGACUAUGUACAGAGAAAUGCGGCAAAAGGGUUAUGCUCCGGAUCAUUUCACCUUCCCCUUUGUGCUCAAAGCUUGUUCAUUGAUUAAUGGAUAUAAUUCAGGGCAGUGUGUUCACAACUGCAUUGUGAAAACUGGGUUUGAAGUGGAUGUGUAUGCUGCUACUGCUUUGCUCCAGAUGUAUGCAGCUUGUGGUGAUAUGGAGGCGGCUCUGAAAGUGUUUGAUGAUAUUCCCAAGUGGAAUGUGGUGGCCUGGACUAGCUUGAUUGCCGGGUGUAUCAGUAAUGAUUGCCCUAUCGAAGCUGUGAGGGUGUAUAAGGAUAUGGAGCUUUGGAGUGUCGCCCCAAAUGAGAUCACAAUGGUGAAUGUGUUGGUUGCAUGUGCUAGAAGUAGGGAUAUCAAUGCUGGAAGAUGGGUCCAUGAUCGAACUGGCCAAAUGGGACUUGAUCCCUUUCAGUCAAAUUCAAAUUUCAAUGUAAUUCUCGCCACUGCCAUUGUUGAUAUGUAUGCAAAGUGCGGUAGCUUAAAGACAGCCAGGGACUUGUUCAACAAAAUGCCUCACAGAAAUUUGGUUGCUUGGAAUUCCAUGAUUGGAGCGUAUAAUCAGUAUGGCCAGGCCAAUGAAGCAUUGGAUCUCUUCUCUGAUAUGCAAAUUGCUGGUUUUGAUCCAGACAAAGCUACAUUCUUAUGUGUGAUUGGUGCCUGUGCAUUUGGGGCCUUAGUAUCAGGCCAAGCUCUGCAUGCCUAUGUCUCAAAAACGAACCUUACUGAUGAUAUUGCCAUUGGGACUGCUUUGGUGGACAUGUAUGCCAAGAGUGGAGAUGCAGAAAGGGCUCAGCAGGUCUCUGAACUGCAGAAGAAAGACGUCACAGCAUGGACCAGCUUGAUCAUAGGCCUAGCUAUGCAUGGACAUGGUGAGGAAGCACUGACUUUCUUCAAGAAAAUGCAAGAGGACACAGCCCUUAUUCCAGAUGAAAUCACAUAUAUUGGGGUCUUAUCUGCCUGCAGCCAUGUUGGAAAGGUGGAAGAUGGGAAAAACCACUUCAUCUCCAUGAAGAAUGUUCAUGGCAUAGAGCCAACAACCCAGCACUAUGGCUGCAUGGUUGAUCUUCUCAGCCGAGCAGGCCGGUUGGGAGAGGCAGAGAGGCUAGUAGAGAAAAUGCCAGUUGAACCAAACACUGCCAUAUGGAGUGCUCUCUUGAAUGGGUGUAAGAUUUACCAGAACAUCGAUGUAGCAGACCAGGUAAGAAGGCGGGUAAGAGAGCUGGAGGUUGAUGGGAGUGGAGUUUAUGUGCUGCUUUCUAACAUAUACGCCGGAGCCUGUAGAUGGGAGGAAGUGAAGAUGGCUAGAGAGCUAAUGAAGGAAAGAAAGAUUCAGAAAAGUCUUGGCCAUAGCUCAGUUGAAAUGAAGAUGUUGGCUUCAUGAUUCUUGUGUUUUCUACAUUCAUGCUCUUGUAUCAGUUCCAUCGCCCUAAAGACUUGGGCCUUAGUUAGCAAUGUUCUUUAAAUCUGUUGCUAAAAAUAGUAAUCAAUUGUUUUUGGAAAUAAAAAUAUAUCUUAGAUACUGUCAGCUCUACCUUAAAGGGCACUUACGGCUUU